This is a messenger RNA of Enterobius vermicularis (human pinworm), 255 nucleotides long. The record is from the annotation of a GenBank genome assembly. Lineage: Eukaryota; Metazoa; Nematoda; Chromadorea; Rhabditida; Oxyuridae.
AUGAUGAUUGCGACGUUUAAUCCUCAAUGGGGUGAAAAGUUCACCUUACAACUUCAUUGCCCACAAGUAGCGUUAGUACGUUUCUGCGUCAAAGAUUUUGAUUCGACGUCAGCAAAUGAUUUUGUUGGAGAGUUUACACUACCAGUGAUGAGUAUACGUCCAGGUUAUUCACAUAUCCGAUUAAAUACGGGUUAUGGGCACGUUACUGAUGAGUCUGCUUCAAUAUUCGCCAGAAUUGGUAUUGAGUGGACAUAA